CACCCGCUCGCUCUCAUCUGGCUCAUUGGCUCAGAAAGCCCCACCCAGCAGGGCAGUGAGGAACAAAAGCUGCCUCUAGGAGGCCCCUGGGCAGACAGAGGAGCCCAGGGACAGGAGAGCAGCCGCUGGGUCCAAGAAAGAAUAAGACACUCUCUGACUCUGGAGCUGGAAGACAGAAGGUCAAGACUGACUGCCACUUCCAGCUGGGGUCUUGCGCGGGCGCUUCUCUGGGCCUUAGCUUACCCCACUGUGAAAUGGGGACAGUGGCCAUGCCUCCCCCGCCAACUCACUGCAACUGAGGACGUGAUGGUGCAGAGGCUGUGAAACGGUCUUGCCCCUUGCACCUUUAAUAAAGGGGGCACAUUUCCAGGUUCUGCCCAACCUCCUGGCCCUGGGCCCUGCGUGGGAGCACUCAGGUCUACACCUGCCCACCUGAGGACACAAGGACACAGUCAGCAUGAACUGGACAUCCCUGCAGGGCCUCCUGAGCGGGGUCAACAAGUACUCCACGGCGCUGGGCCGCAUCUGGCUGUCGGUGGUGUUCAUCUUCCGCGUGCUGGUGUACGUCGUGGCGGCCGAGGACGUGUGGGACGACGAGCAGCAGGACUUCGUCUGCAACACCAAGCAGCCGGGCUGCUCCAACGUCUGCUAUGACGAGGUCUUCCCUGUGUCCCACGUGCGCCUCUGGGCGCUGCAGCUCAUCCUGGUCACCUGCCCCUCGCUGCUGGUGGUCAUGCACGUGGCCUACCGGGAGGACCGUGAGCGCAGGCACCGCCAGAAACACGGGCCCAACGCCCCGUGCCUGUACGACAACCCCAACAAGAAGCGGGGCGGGCUCUGGUGGACGUACCUGCUGAGUCUCAUCUUCAAAGCUGCCGUGGACGCCGGCUUCCUCUACCUCUUCCACCGCAUCUAUAGGGAUUACGACAUGCCCCGGGUGGUGGCCUGCUCCCAGGCGCCCUGCCCCCACACCGUGGACUGCUUCAUCUCCCGACCCACUGAGAAGAAGGUCUUCACCUACUUCAUGGUGGCCACAUCCGUGAUCUGCAUCCUGCUCAACCUCAGCGAGAUGUUCUACCUGGUGGGCAAACGGUGCGUGGAAACCCUCAGCCCCAGGCGCCGGGAGGCCCGUCGCCGGAGUCACCUGACCGAUUCGUGCCCACCAUAUAUCCUCUCCCAGGGAGAGCUCACCCCGGAUGGGAACUCUGUCCUAAUGAAGACUGGGUCGGUCACAGUGGAUGUGAGUGGGUACCCAUAACCUGCAGGAUGACGGCCAGGACACUGCCUACUUCCCAAAGGCAGUGGCAUCUUCUCUGCAGCAGGAAAGUUGUGGGAGGCCACCCACGGGCCAGUGAUGGGGGUCAGUUUGGUCUCUGGGUCCUAAACCUCAGGGAGGGGGAGGGUUUGAUGGCUGGUGGGGAUUUUGUAUAUGGACAUAGGGUAUAUCAAAACCCUA
Talpa occidentalis (Iberian mole) is the source of this 1456-nucleotide messenger RNA. It is a transcript of the gene GJB4, whose product is annotated as gap junction protein beta 4. NCBI's taxonomy places the organism in Eukaryota, Metazoa, Chordata, Mammalia, Eulipotyphla, Talpidae. The record is from RefSeq and is a predicted model, not a curated record. Gene Ontology annotation, biological process: cell communication. Gene Ontology annotation, molecular function: gap junction channel activity. Gene Ontology annotation, cellular component: connexin complex. The coding region runs from base 458 to 1258 and encodes 266 amino acids. The transcript has 2 exons.